This is a messenger RNA of Hemicordylus capensis (graceful crag lizard), 1596 nucleotides long. RefSeq names its product recombination activating 2 (gene RAG2). Gene Ontology annotation, biological process: V(D)J recombination. The coding region runs from base 1 to 1596 and encodes 531 amino acids. Lineage: Eukaryota; Metazoa; Chordata; Lepidosauria; Squamata; Cordylidae. The transcript has a single exon. Gene Ontology annotation, cellular component: DNA recombinase complex; nucleus. The record is from RefSeq and is a predicted model, not a curated record. Gene Ontology annotation, molecular function: protein binding; sequence-specific DNA binding.
AUGGCCUCCUUGCCAGAAAAUAUGACUCUUCAGAUGAUACAAACCAUUAACAAUUCUUCUUUGAUUCAGCCAGGAUUUUCUUUAUUGAACUUCGAUGGCCAGGUUUUCUUGUUUGGACAGAAAGGCUGGCCAAAGAGGUCUUGUCCUACUGGGAUUUUCCUGCUUGAUUUCAAAAAGGAUGAACUCAAACUGAAGCCAGCAUUCUUCUCCAAAGAAUCCUGCUACCUUCCUCCUCUACGGUAUCCUGCAAUCUGCACUCUCAAAGGCCACACAGAAUCUGAGAAAUGCCAGUACAUCAUCCAUGGAGGGAAAACACCAAACAAUGAGCUUUCUGAUAAAAUGUACAUUAUAAACAUGGUGAGUAGGAAUAACAAGAAAACCACCUUUAGAUGUAUUGAGAAAGAAUUAGAUGGGGAGAUCCCUGAAGCCAGAUACGGCCAUACAGUUAAUGUGGUUCACAGUCAAGAUAAAAGUAUGAUUGUUAUAAUUGGAGGAAGAUCAUACAUGGCUUGUGGACAGAGGACAACAGAAAACUGGAACAGUGUGGUUGACUGUAUGCCACAUGUGUUCCUGGUUGACCCUGAAUUCGGAUGCUGCACUUCAUAUGCCCUCCCAGAGCUUCAGGGUGGAUUUUCUUUUCAUCUCUCUCUGGUCAGAAAUGACACCCUCUAUGUCAUAGGGGGGCAUUGCAUUGAAAAUAACACCAGACCCCCAAAUCUCUACAGGAUAAAAAUUGACCUUCCAAUAGGCAGCCCAGCUGUGAGCUGCUGUUUCUUGCCUGGGGGGAUCUCCGUAUCCAGUGCCAUCAUGACCCAGACCAGAGAAAGGGAGUUUGUCAUUAUUGGGGGCUACCAUUCUGACAACCAGAAGAGGAUGGUUUGUAAUGCAAUCAACUUAGAAGAUAACAAAAUAAUAAUAGUGGAAAAGGAGGCACCAGAAUGGACCCCAGAUAUCAAACACUGCAAGAUAUGGUUUGGGAGUGAUAUGGGAAAUGGAGCUAUACUGUUUGGUAUACCAGGAGAUAACAGGCAGCUAAUUUCAGAUGCAAACUACUUUUACAUUUUGAGAUGUCAAAGAGUGGAAGAAAGUGAGGAAGACUCAGAACAGAUGGCCCAAAUAUGCAGUCAAAGUUCUACGGAAGAUGCAGGAGAUUCAACUCCUUUUGAAGAUUCAGAGGAGUUCACUUUCGGCUUUGACACUAACAAUAUUGACACCUAUAAUGAAGAUGAUGAGGAAGAUGAAUCAGAAGCAGGCUACUGGAUCACAUGCUCUGUGGGCUGUGAAGUUGAUAUCAACACAUGGGUGCCCUUGUACUCAACAGAACUCAACAAGCCAGCAAUGAUUUUCUGUUCAAGUGGAGAUGGCCACUGGGUCCAUGCUCAGUGUAUGGACCUAUCUGAGAACAUGCUCAUUCACCUUUCAGAAGCAAACAUAAAAUACUUCUGCAUUGAACAUGUCAGAUUGGCCCGGGGACUACAGACUCCCAAGGAGGUGCCACCUGUGGAAAAGCAACCCAUGAAAGCAUUGCGCAGGAAAGCUCCCAUGAAAAUAGCCACUCCUGCAAAGAAGUCCUUUGUUCGGAAGUUAUUUGAAUAG